This is a messenger RNA of Lathyrus sativus (Indian pea), 1389 nucleotides long. The record is from the annotation of a GenBank genome assembly. Lineage: Eukaryota; Viridiplantae; Streptophyta; Magnoliopsida; Fabales; Fabaceae.
AUGAAACCUUCAAAUUCCAAACCUCUUUUUCCAAUGGCAUUAUCAAUAUCACCCAUCACCGUCUCCAUCAUCACUCUCUUCCUCCUCUUCAAUCCAGCCACUUCUCAAAACAAUGAAAUUCUCAAAUCAACAACACAAACACAAAACGACUGUGAAAACCGUUGGAUCCACAUAAGAAAACUACCUUCAAUCUUCAACCUAGAUCUCCUCUCAAAUUGUUCCGAAUACACAUUCCUAGACGAUUUAUGCCCUUUCUUAGCAAACCAUGGUUUGGGUCAAAAAACCCAUAACCGUUCUCAUAGUUGGUACCGAUCCGACCCGUCCAUGCUUGAACUCAUUUUCCAUCGCCGUAUGUUGGAGUAUCCAUGUUUAACGGAAGAUCCGAAUACCGCUAACGCCGUUUAUCUUCCUUACUACGCUGGUUUCGACGCUCUCCGUUAUCUUUACGGUCCUGAAUAUAACUCCAGCGAAGAACACGGGGUUCAGCUUUUUCAUUUUCUUCAAAACGAUGACCCUUCUAUAUGGAACCGUUUUUCGGGUCACGAUCAUUUUCUGGUUAUGGCCCGACCCGCUUGGGAUUUUUGUCAGCCGUUGGAUACGGAUCCUCGUCUAUGGGGAACUUCGUUUCUCGAGUUACCGCAGUUUUUCAAUGUAACGGCUUUGACUCUCGAGGCUCGUGCUUGGCCGUGGCAAGAACACGCUGUUCCUUUUCCGACGUCAUUUCAUCCGCCGAAUCUCGCUUUGUUGGAUUCGUGGAUUCAACGCGUUCGUCGGACGAAGAGGUAUUCUCUUGCUCUUUUUGCCGGCGGUGGAGGUUACUCUUCGACGCCGAAUAUCCGGCGGAGUAUAAGGAUUGAAUGCGAUAACAGCAGUGGUAGUAGUAAGAAUGUGAAUUCAUUUGGUUAUGAAAAGCUUUGUGAUACUGUUGAUUGUUCUAAUGGUGUUUGUGAGCAUGAUCCAAUUAGGUUUAUGAAACCAAUGUUAGGGGCGAAUUUCUGUUUGCAACCUCCCGGGGAUACUCCGACUCGGAGAUCGACUUUCGAUGCGAUUCUUGCAGGUUGUAUACCUGUGUUUUUCGAGGAUUUGUCUGCGAAAUUGCAGUAUUCGUGGCAUUUGCCGCAGAAUGAAUUUGAGGGUUUUUCUGUUACUAUACCUAAGGAGGAUGUUGUGUUUAAGGGAUUGAGGAUUCUUGAUGCGUUGCAGAGAAUACCUAGAGCUAGGGUUAGGAGAAUGAGGGAGAAAGUAAUGGAGUUGAUUCCUAGGGUUGUCUAUAGAAAGCAUAAUAGUUCUCCUGGUUUGAGAGCUAAGAAGGAUGCAUUUGAUUUAACCAUUGAUGGUACUUUGGAUAAGAUUCGAACGAGGCUUCAGGAACUUGAUUUGGUUGUGUAA